Hydractinia symbiolongicarpus is the source of this 566-nucleotide messenger RNA. Its product is annotated as succinate dehydrogenase assembly factor 4, mitochondrial-like. Bases 157 to 489 code for a protein of 110 amino acids. Gene Ontology annotation, cellular component: mitochondrion. NCBI's taxonomy places the organism in Eukaryota, Metazoa, Cnidaria, Hydrozoa, Anthoathecata, Hydractiniidae. Gene Ontology annotation, biological process: mitochondrial respiratory chain complex II assembly. The transcript has a single exon. The record is from RefSeq and is a predicted model, not a curated record.
GCAUAGUAGGGGUUCAAGUGUGUUAUAAGGGCUUGCGAGAAUCUAUGAAUUUAGUAAGACUUGUGGUAAACCUGAUUAUCAAAGAUUCACCAAUGUAAAGUAGUGUUUUGAUUUCAUUAUAUUUUCCUUUUAAAUUUAAAUUUAGAUACAAUUACUAUGAAUAAAUUGAACUUAUUAUGCAGAACAGUAUUCUUUACUUCAUCAUUCCAUUUACCUAUAUCGCCAUUUUACCAGAGAAGUUUGUUUAGCAUGUUUUCCCACAGAAAUAAAAAUGAUAGCAUCUUAGAGAAAAAAACUCCAUUUGGUCGCUUCAGUGAUGCAGAAAAAGUAAUUGAGAAAAACAAGGAUGAUCUAGAAACAAAGGAAGAUCCAUUUGCAAGUUUUCCAGAUGCUACAAAUCCAACAACUGGAGAAAUAGGAGGACCAACUGGUCCUGAGCCUACUAGAUAUGGAGAUUGGGAAAGAAAAGGAAGAGUGUCUGAUUUUUGACAUUAACUGGACUGUCAUAUUAAAAAUCUCAAAUGUAUAUGUAAAUUCUUUCAAUAACAAUUAUCUCUACUUCUAAA